AUGAAAGAAGUGGUCAGGGCAGAGGUAUUGAAAUUACUGGAUGCCGGCAUUAUAUACCCAAUUUCAGACAGUGCAUGGAUCGGCCCAAUUCAAGUUGUGCCGAAGAAAGGGGGAAUCACAGUGGUGCAAAAUGAGAAAAGUGAGCUAAUUCGUACCAGAACUGUAAUGGGAUGGAGAGUUUGUAUUGAUUAUCGCAAACUUAAUACAGCUACACGAAGGGACCAUUUUCCAUUUUCGUUUAUUGAUCAGAUACUAGAAAUGUUGGCAAGGCAUUUACACUAUUAUUUUCUUGAUGGAUACUCAGGCUACAACCAGAUACCAGUUGCUCCAGAGGAUCAGGAGAAGACCACGUUCACUUGUCCCUACGACACUUUCGCCUACGGUAGGAAGCCAUUUGGUCUGUGCAAUGCUCUGGCUACAUUUCAUAGAUGCAUGAUGGCAAUAUUCUCCGAUAUGAUUGAAAGAUUCAUAGAGGUGUUCAUGGACGAUUUCUCAGUUUUUGGAUCGUUAUUUGAUGAAUGCUUGGAACAUUUAAAUCUGGAAGGAAUUGUACUUGGACAUCAGGUCUCAACAAAAGGAAUUGAGGUGGACAAAGCAAAAAUUCAGGUUAUUGAGAAGCUACCGCCACCAACAUCGAUUAAAAGGGUCCACAGUUUCUUAGGGCAUGCGACAUUUUACAGGAGAUUCAUAAGGGAUUUUUUGAAAAUCACUAAGCCGCUGUGCAAUCUACUGAUGAAAGAUGUACCUUUUGAAUUUAAUGAGGAAUGCCUGAUAGUUUUCAACACUUUGAGGGAGAAACUCACGACAACAUCGGUAAUUGUAGCACCAAAUUGGGAAUUUCCUUUUGAAUUAAUGUGUGAUGCCAAUGAUCACUUCGUGGGUACAGUAUUAGGACAGCGAAAAAAUAAGAUUUUUCACGUGAUUUACUAUGCAAUCAGAACCCUAAAUGAUGCCCAGAUCAAUUGCGCUACCACUGAAAAGAAGCUUUUGGCCGUCGUAUAUGCAUUCGACAAAUUUAUAUCAUAUCUUAUGGGAUCUAAGGUCUUCGUUUACACAAAUCACGCUGCACUGAAGUAUCUGCUAACAAAAAAAGAUGCGAAGUCGAGAUUGAUCCAAUGGAUAUUGUUGCUACAAGAAUUUGACAUUGAAAUCAGAGAGAAAAAUGGCAGCGAAAAUGUGGUAGCAGAUCGCCUGUCACGAUUGGAGUCUGGGGAGACAGAAGAAUUAGUGGAUAUCAGUGAAAUUUUUCCAGAUGAACAGAUGUUGAACAUAGAAGAAGCACGUUGGCUCUCAGACAUUGUUAAUACUUGGCCAACUUCAAAGACUGCCGCUAAGAUUUUACAGUCAGGGUUCUAUUGGCCUAUAUUGUUUAGAGACGCUUUUGAAUUUGUGAAGAGGUGUGAUAGGUGUAAGCAUACUGGAAAUAUCUCGAGAUGGAAUGAAAUGCCAUUGAACAACAUUUUGGAAGUGGUGAUAUUUGACGUCUGGGGGAUUGAUUUCAUGGGACCUUUUCCCAUAUCCUUCUCAAAUCAAUAUAUCUUGGUAGCAGUAGACUAUGUAUCCAAAUGGGUGGAAGUAGUUGCAUUGCCAACAAAUGACGCGAAGGCCAUAAUUGGGUUUAUGAAGAACGAUAGGGGAAAGCACUUUUGCAAUCGUCAGUUUGAGAAAUUGUUGAAUAAAUAUGGCAUCAAACGUCGUGUAGCUACUCCAUAUCAUCCACAGGCCAGCGGACAAGUUGAAGUUUCUAAUCGGCAAUUGAAAAGAAUACUUGAGGUUACAGUGAAUUCAUCUCGAAAGGAUUGGUCUAAAAAGUUGGACGAUGCUUUGUGGGCUUAUAGGACAGCACUCAAGACACCAAUAGGGAUGUCUCCAUACCACCUAAUUUUUGGGAAAUUAAACACGGAUUUGAAAGCCACCGGGGAAAAGAGAUUGUUGCAACUGAAUGAGUUAGAUGAAUUUCAGAUGGAAGCAUAUGAAAACGCAAGGCUCUACAAAGAGCGAACUAGAAGUGUCAUGACAUGCACAUUCAGAGGAUGCCUCCAAGACAAACCUCAGAAGGGAAGGAAAAAGUUGGCUCAUCUUCCGGAACAGCCCCCGGCGGUAAAAUUAGAGGGUUUUCCAGGUUUUGAGUUGAUCACUUUGGUGGAUAACUGUGGGUGGGCAAAGCUCACGUGGGACAACAUAACCCCCAUCCCGAGCAAUUUCAAUUGGAAUGAAGUAGCCGAGAUCCUAUUGGGGCGACAAAAUGCAUGGUCACUCCCCACCACUGCAUGGCACCAGAUUGAGCUGACACCGUCUAUAGCUAUCUUGUGGCUGUUUAUGUGCCAUAACGUGGAGCCGACCUCGCAUAUGACCACAUUCACAGAUCCCACAACUGGGUUCAUUUAUCACUUGGUGCGAGGAAAUAAGAUCGAUCUCGCCACUCUUUGCUAUAAUCAGAUCCAUCAUGUGGGUACUCUGGGAGACAGGCACAGUUCAAUAAUUUAUCCCAGCCUCAUCUCCGGCAUAUGCUUAGCUGCUGGCAUCAAUAUCGCACCAGGGGAGGCACCUGCUAAACCCAACCCCCUAUAA
Molecule: messenger RNA, 2571 nt
Organism: Olea europaea var. sylvestris
Lineage: Eukaryota; Viridiplantae; Streptophyta; Magnoliopsida; Lamiales; Oleaceae
Exons: 8
Coding region: 1-2571 (856 amino acids)
Biological process (GO): DNA integration
Molecular function (GO): nucleic acid binding
Source: RefSeq, a predicted model, not a curated record